This is a messenger RNA of Populus nigra (black poplar), 4244 nucleotides long. RefSeq lists its product as uncharacterized. The record is from RefSeq and is a predicted model, not a curated record. Bases 3220 to 3900 code for a protein of 226 amino acids. The transcript is spliced from 6 exons. Lineage: Eukaryota; Viridiplantae; Streptophyta; Magnoliopsida; Malpighiales; Salicaceae.
UUGGUUCGUACAAUUAAAUCAAACGAUAUAAUUGGUUUAUUCCAAUCGGCUAGAUCUGAAAACAAAGAUUUCUCGGCCAAUAAAAGCCAAGUCCUCAGCUAUUGUAACGUUCUGUAAAGUCUUCGUCAACGAUCGGUUCUUUUCCCAUUUAAAGAAGAAGAAGAAGAAAAACCCUGCUUGCCCAUGAUUCCUCACAACUGCAUCUCUCCGACCCUCAAUGAGCAUCUUAUUGUCCAGCUCUUCGGACAUUUUCAUCUGAAACUUGGGUAUUGUUUCUGCUGGAACUAAUGAAUGUUCUGGUUCUGGUUUGCCGAAAAGGAUCUAGUCUUGAAACUAUGGGGAAGGGCAAGAAAAGAUGAGUAGAAAAUGUGGAAGAUGUUUGCUGUAGAAAAUGCGAAUGAUCCAGGCUCGAAAAAGGGACCCUUAACAAGGGAUAAAAGGAUUCCAUGAGUCACUAGCUGCGUCGAUCUAGCAGCUUCAUGGGGGGGGGGGGGGGGGGGGGGUGGGGGGUUGGGGGCGGCGCAUCAAGUUAAAAUAUGAGAAGUACUGAAGCUGCAUAAUUAGCUUCGUCAUCAAUAUUAACAGCUUCAUGGGGGCGCAUCAAGGUACCCCUCUUUUAUUGAACAAUUACUUUAAUUUGAAACCGAGAACCAAAAAAUGGCACUUACAAUUAUUAUUUUUCAAAGAUGUUAUCCCUUAAUAUCACUUACAAUAUUAACAGCUUCAUGGGGGCGCAUCAAGGUAGCCCUUUUUUUAACACUGGAUUUAAGCCACAGAUAUAAGUAGUUUUAUCUUCCUCUUUCUAAGUUGUGUUUUUAAAUUAAUUCCUGCUUACCAACAGCUAAUUGCUUUAUUCCCACCACACUUUCCACCAAUCCAACUAGCUUAAGAAUAGGCCUCCCGAAUUUUUUAUAACCAAGGUAGUUGGUAGCUAUACUUGUGUGUGGUAGGCCAAGCUAACUACUACUUGCAAAAAAUCUUUUUUGAUAGAGGUGGAGACUCUUCAUACUUAAAUAAAUAUCUUUUGAUUGAGAGAGAAAAAAUACAAGAAUAUUCUAAAGAGAGAUAAUCUGAAAAUAUAUAUGCACCAGAGAAUGAAGAUUGUGAAUCUUUGUUCUGAAGGUCUCAUAGUGUAUUUAUGGCCCAUGAAUCUUGUUCUUUUGUGAAGAGAAGAGUUUAGAGUGUACUCUUAUCCUGAUAACAUUUAAUGAGAAAUAAAUAUUUCAUAUAUUUGUAUUAAUGUUUGAUGAGAAUAUGAUGGGUUCUUUAAUGACUUUUAUAUACUUAAAAGAUGUAGGGAGAUUAGGGUCCAAGACAUUAAAUGUAGUUAAGUCCAUGAAGGCUGAGUUUUUCCUCGAAAUAAGACCUAAAAGAGGUUGUUCAUUCUUCUAAACGUGCAAGAAGAGACCGGUUUCUGUUCGGUUUGAUUUUUUUAGAACAAAAACCGGUUUGACUCUGUUUUUUCGGUUUGACUUGUUUUGGCUCGGUUUUUUUCGAUCUUGGUUUGGUUUGGUUAUUUCAAUUUCGAGCUUAUAAAACCGAAACCGAACCAAACCGGUCGAUUUUUUUAAAAUUUUAAUCAUUUUUUCCAGUUAUUUUUUUUUGUUUUCUUGGUUUAAUCGGUUUUUUAAAUUUUUUUUGCUCAUCCUUAACUAUGCCUAGCAUGCCCGAGUGUGGGUGUGGCUGGCACCAAACCCAACAUUCUUGAAGUUUCGCACACUAUCAAGCCCUCAUGUGACUAGACUUGACACACUAUCAAGCUUCUACUUAGAACAUGCUCAUUUAUUGGGCAUGUAUACUGUGAAGUCUAGUAUGUCUAGGACUUGACACACUAUCAAACCUAAGAGAGUUUGGGUAUGGCUGGCACUAGACCUGUUAUUCUUGAUCUUGGCAGUGUGAUUGAGCUUGACACACCCCGAGUUCCCGCUCAGGACAUACUCAUUCUUUUAAGUAUCUCUAGGAAGGAGGGUUAUAAGGGUUUAUAUAUAUAUAAAGCAAAAAAACUUAUGAUUACAGUACGUUUACGGCACGCAGGCAUCCCCAUUCAAUAUCCUUUGGAACUUUUGUUUCUGUGAAAUUCAGAAUAAGCUUUGGUAAAACAGUUGCAAAAAACAUGCGGAGACAACAACAGACACAAACUGAUCUAUUUUUGAAAGGUUUUUUUAUUGUCAAUGAAAAACAAUUACUUCCAAAUACUUCUUUUUUGUUUCUUUCAGAAUUUGGUAUUAUUGUUCUGCUAAUAAACAAGAAAAAAAAGGUGCAACUCAAGAGUGAUGCGCGAGACAGCAUGCAGCAACAGUAGCUUAAAAGGUCAUGAAUUGAAUUUUUAUUUUAUCUACCGACCAAUAUAUAAAAUCCUGGGUAAAAGGAGUCCAGGCCCUUUUUGGCAAAAUGAUACGCAUUUAAUUAGAUCAUCACACCCAUUCAAUCCAAUUCAACCCAAGCGUUUAAUUAGGUCUGCUACUGUUUUUUUCUUCUUCCAACUUUACUUGUGUAGUUGUGUACCAGGUAUAGAUUGUAUGCUACGUUGACCUUGUUAGCCUUUUCUCUGUUUUCUGUUUUAAUUCGAUGUCCUUGUCCGCCUUGCUCACGCGACCUAGUAUGAUCAUUAUUAUUUUUUAAAAUAUAUUUUAUUUAAAAAUAUAUUAAAAUAAUAUUAUUUUAUUUUUAAAAAAUUAUUUUUAACAUACGUCCAUCAAAAUAAUAUAAAACUAUUAAAAAAUUAAAUUUAAAAUAAAUAAAAAAAUAAAUUUUUUUAAUUUUUUUAAAAAUACUUUAAAAAAGAAAUUAAAUAAAAAAAGAGAUACUUGAUCAUUCCUGACUUCAAUAAAAUCCUAAAAGGACCACGGCGCCCUUUGAAGACGAGGACAAAAAAUGAACACACGAAUUAAAGCCAAAGGUUAAUAAAAAAAAGUGAAGACCAAUGGGUCCCUGAGUGACGUAUCGCACGAAAGUUUAUAGCCAUGACAGGAUACCUUCACGGUGCACGUAGAUAUCGCGCGUUUUCGCACAAUUUCACUAAAAUGCCAUGCUUUCACUUAUCAGCUUGUAUAUCUAAACAUCAUCUCUCGAACUCAAUUGACAAUUAUGAACAAACUUCGUUAAGAUCGAGCUUUAUGAGUAUUUUCUCUCUUGUCUUUGUUUCCAUUGUUAUCCUUUUUUGGAGUUGGUCUUCUCUAGCUAGUUCUGUUUGCUUUCGUUUUGUACAGGUAGCAGCUAAUGGAUCCGCUCGAUGUUGUGUAUUUAACAGAGCUGUUAGAUACGAUGCAUCAACCUAAUAGAAGUGGAGCCAACGCAUCUGCACUAAAUGAAACCGCCAACAGCGCUUAUGGAGCGAACCAUGUGCCAAUCGAGCAGUACCUAUCACCUUUACCUGGAGAGUCUCCUAACACAGCUCAUGCUAAUCUGAAAAGAAAAGCUCCUUCGGACCGUGAAAAGAAAAGGGAGAUUGACAGGGCAUAUCGGCUGCGAUGCAGGGAAAAGAAAAUGAAAACUGAACAGGACUUGGUUUUGCUCACCGAAGAAAAUAAUAAAUUAAAGAGAGAGAAUGAACAGUUGAAAAGGGAAGGAGUUAAGCAGCCGGAGAUGGUGCAAACCCAGGAAGAAGAAAUGAAAGUAGUAAAGAAUAAACUUUGCCAUUUGAAGGACCAGCUUCAGAUACAAAAUGCUGUCGUGGAAGUGCUCUCAAACCAAUUAGCUAGUAGGAAAAAUAAUAUGGAUCUUCAGUGCGAAAAUAAACAGCUAAGAUUAGAAAAAAGUCUAUUGAUCAAGAAGAUUAAUGACAAUGACUAUUUAAACGACGUCAUUCAACUUCAAGAAAACUAUACAAAAUUAGAACAAGACAAGAAUGCUCUCCAAGAGAUUAUCGAUGCCUUAUGUGAACAGAUUAAAGAAGGAUAAUGACCUCAUGCGUACCAAAACAAGCAUUCUAAGACUUGCAGCCCUUGUUAACAAUGGACGAUGCAUAUCUCUUGCAGCUACUUAUUGUCAAUGGACGGUGCUGCCAUUCAAGCUUGGCUGGUGCAUGUGGGCUGCUAUUUGACAUGAAUGGCAACAACCCAACAAAUUCCGUGGGGUGUUUUGUAACAGGUUUUGUAGUAGAGAUUUGUUAUGGAAUUUGGGGAUUAGAUCGAUGUUUGCAUCUUGAAGUUGAUUCCUUUAUGUUUAGACUUUGGUAGAUGAUCGAGGAGAGGGAAGGCCCUAUUAAAGUUAAAUGCAAGAAAUAAAGUUUAGUUUAACUAUUA